Amphimedon queenslandica is the source of this 6156-nucleotide messenger RNA. RefSeq names its product golgin subfamily A member 4-like. Bases 55 to 6033 code for a protein of 1992 amino acids. Gene Ontology annotation, cellular component: Golgi apparatus. Gene Ontology annotation, molecular function: small GTPase binding. Gene Ontology annotation, biological process: Golgi vesicle transport. The record is from RefSeq and is a predicted model, not a curated record. Lineage: Eukaryota; Metazoa; Porifera; Demospongiae; Haplosclerida; Niphatidae. The transcript is spliced from 12 exons.
GUUAGUCUAGUUAUUGAAUGAGGCGUGGUUAAUUAUUAAAUUAACUUGGCGGCCAUGUUUGCAAAACUCAAACAAAAAACUCUUGAAGAGAAAGCCCAAGCGACCCCUCCAAGAUCCCAGACCCCUCAGAGGUCCAUACCACAGAGUAGCCCCAUUCCUCCUGAUACUGGUAUUAAAAAUGAAGACGUGAUACCCAAAGCUCCUGUUGUCGAGAAAGAAGAGAAUUCUCCUGAUAAAACCGACACCAAACAUCUAAACAAAGAACCUGAAGACCACACCUCCAAAUCAGAAGACCACACCCAACAAUUAAAAACUGAAACUCAUCCAUCUUCCUCCUCGUCUGCACAAGACGAGACUGAGGAAGUGUCUCAAUCGAAGAAAUCACCAGCUCCAGCCUCUAGAGAGAACCCUUCCACUCCUACGUCUCGCCCAUCGACCAGCGACGAGCAAACGGUGUCUGAUAGUUUAACAAGAGAUGAGCUUUAUUCAAUGGUUGUCAAACAGCGGAAAGCCAUGCUCAGAUACAAGGGAAAGAUAUCAGAAUUAACUGCUGCGCAAAAGAGUUUUGAAACACAGUUGGCUGAGAAAGAGGCGACCGUGAGUAGCAUUGAUAAGAAGUAUCAAAGGAAGCUGUCCGAGAUGAAAGAAGCACAAGAGCUUGAUAGACAAGCCAAGGCACACAUGGAGGAAACCUUUCGCUCGUCACUCGAGGAAAAAGACGAGAAAAUUAAUGUCCUACAGACUCAGGUACGGAUAUUAAAGGAGAGACAGUUAUCCUUCCAAGAAGACAAGGACAAAGUGACUGAAUUAAGUGCACAACUAGCAGAGCUACAAGAGAAAUCGUCCAAUCAAGAGAAGACACUGAUGCGAUACAAAGAGGGACUCAGGCUAGCAAGAGAGAGGGUCACAGCAUUAGAGAAGGACAAAGAGUCUCUGACAGCCGAAAUACAACAACUGAAAACUGAAGAAACAGACAAUGGAGAAAAGGCUGAUUCUCCUGAAGAUGAUGCUAGUACUACAAAAGCAGUCGAUGAAUCUUUCAAACUCGAGAGGCAAAGCCUUCAAGAAACCAUACAGCGUCAGUCUGAGCAGUUAGCAGAAAAAGAAAAUGAGAUAAACAAGAUGGCCUCCGCUUUUCAGAAAGAGCACGAAGAAAAGGCGGAGUCAUAUAGAAAGUCUCAGGAAGAGAUUGAAGAGCUUAAAGAGCAGAACGAGCUGUUGAAAGAUGCCAUCAGAACUAACACUGACCAAACUAAAGACCUCAAAAACUUGUUGUCUCAGAAAGAAGCCGAAGCAUCACAGCUACAAGUGACACUGCAAGAGUUCAUGACGUCUGUCUCUGCGAAGGAAACGGAAUUGAUAGAAAAGGAAAAGAACAUUGAAAAACUAUCGGCCGAAUUGACAGAAAUGACUCAGAGGUUUAAAGAGAAAGAAAAAGAAUUUACGAGCGUCUCGGAAGAAUUGAGAUCCGAGAGAGAAUCGUUAGAGAAAAAGAGACUGGAAGACGAGGCAUCUCAGAAGUCUAUGACCGAUGCUCUUGUAUCCAAGAAUGAAGGUUUAGCUAGAACAGUCGAGUCUUUGAGAUCUGGACUCGAGGAAAAGGAAAUCAUGAUACUCUCACUACAAGAGAACGUUAAAACAUUGGAAGAGAAGAUGGCUGAGCUGAAGAGUGAAGCAAGAGACCUUGAAAAUAAACACAAAGAAAGUAUUAAAGAACUUAAAAUGAAAUAUGAUGAAGAUGCUAAAGGGGAAUUUGAGUCCACUACCCAGUCUCAUAAAGAUGAACUGGCUACUCUGACCAGCCAACACAACAUGGAGCUAGAGAAAAUGAAGGAAGAGCAUAAGAAGGAAAAAGAACAACUCCAAACUGCAGCUCAUCAACAAAGCGAAACCAUUUUGAAACUAAAAGAGCAACACAAGAAGGACUUAGAGCAGCUUCAAACAGCCUCUACUAGUCAGCAAGAUGAGAUGAUAUCACAGCUAAAAGAGCAACACAGAAAAGAGAUAGAACAGCUUCAAACAGCCUCCACUAGUCAGCAAGAUGAGACGAUAUCACAGCUAAAAGAGCAACACAGAAAAGAGAUAGAACAACUUCAAACAGCCUCCACUGCUCAGCAAGAUGAGACGAUAUCACAGCUAAAAGAGCAACACAGAAAAGAGAUAGAGCAGCUUCAAACAGCCUCCACUGCUCAGCAAGAUGAGACAAUAUCACAGCUAAAAGAGCAACACAGAAAAGAGAUAGAGCAGCUUCAAACAGCCUCCACUAGUCAGCAAGAUGAGACAAUAUCACAACUAAAAGAACAGCACAGAAAAGAGAUAGAGCAGCUUCAAACAGCCUCUACUAGUCAGCAAGAUGAGACGAUAUCACAGCUAAAAGAACAACACAGAAAAGAGAUAGAGCAGCUUCAAACAGCCUCCACUAGUCAGCUACACCAGGUACUUGAAGAAAAACAAAAUGAACACGAAGCCUCAAUCCAGAAUUUAUUAGCUACCCAUAAAGAAGAGCUCUCAGAGUUUGCAUUGAAACUGGAUGAAGCAAAUAAAGAGAUCAAAGAGAUGAGAGAGAGACAGAGUGUAGCUCUGGGGCAAGUCACAGGAGAAAUGAAAGGGAAAGUAAAUGAGUUGCUAUCGACAAAGAAAGAGCUCACCCAACUCAAGGAGAAAUUGUUAACGGCUAAUGAAGAGAUUAAAAACAAGACGACAGAAUUGCAAUCAAUUAGAAAUGAGCUUGAAGUUCUUCAAGAAAAACAUGCUGUUGCUUUGGAAGCCUCUGCUAGCGAACUAAGAGCCAAAGGGGCUGAGCUAGACUCUGCCAGGAAGGAGAUUGAAGAGAUGAAAGAGACGCAUGAGCUUGGAUUAGCACAACUCAAGGAAGAGGCUGAGAAUAAGGAGAACGAGCUAAAGGUUCUGAGGACCAGUCUUAGAGACAGCAGUGAUAGCUCAGAACAGAAGCUAUUGUCACUGGAGACUCAGUUAAAGGAAGAUCACGAUAAAGCUAUGAAUGCAUUGAAGAGUAAAAUGACUCAGGAACACGAGAGGUCUGUUCUUUCGCUAAAGAAUGAACUGACGACCAGUUUUAAUGAAGAGAGGGCCAAUAUGACUGAAGCUCAUGCUAAAGAAGUAGAAGAAAUUAAAAGCUCUCACUCUGCAUCUCUGACAGAACUAGAGAAUAGGCUCAAGGAGGACAAUGUGCAAACUAAAAAUAAAUUAAAAGAGACUGCAAGCAAAGCGCAGGCACUCAAGAAAAAUAUUCAAGAGGUGAAAGGUCAAAAUACAAAGCUAGAGCAAGCGCUUGGUGGUGCAAAGGAGAAAGAAGAGAUUGCCAGGCAAGAGAUACUUCAACUGCGUAAGCAGCUAGAAAUAAUGAGUGGGGCCUCGAGUGAGAGAGAGAAAGAGCUCUUGCAGCAGUUGGGGGAGAUUGAGACUCAAUUUAAGGAAACUCAGUCGCAGCUAAAGGAAAUGACAUCUCGUCUAAAAGAGGCGGAGUUAAAUCUUAAAGAGACUCAGACCCAUUUUGAGGAGUCGGCAAGAGUUACUCAAGAGUCUCACAGGCAAGAAAUAGAGUCACUGCAGAUACAGUUAUCAGAUGCAAAGCAGACUGUGAAACAAGGGGAAACUGCAAAAAAGAAAUUCAACGAAAAGUUCCAACAGCUUAAGACGAAACACGAAACAAUGGUGGGGGAUUUGAACAAGAGGAUAGAGGAGCUGAACUCAUCUCUUGCUAAUGAGAGAGAAGAGAAGAAAAGAAUAUUAGAAGAAAAGGCAAGGGAGAUGGAAAGGGUGAAAGAGGAAGCCUUAAGACUGGCAGAAAAAGAAAAAACUGCUGCCCUUGCUAGUGCAAAGGAAGAAAGAAACAAAGUUGUGACUGAAUUAAAAUCAAAGCACGAGGCAGAAAUAAAGACAUUGAUAGAGGAAGAGAGAGCUAGUGCUAAAGAGAGCAAUGAGAGAGUAGCUAAAGAGAACCUUCAGAAGGCAGAAGCAUCAUGGAAAGAAGAGAGGGAGGGUGAGAGACAGAGCAACUCUCUCGCAGUUAAACAGUUGAAGGAAACAAUCAGAAAUAUUGAACAAGAUCGGGAGAGACUGAGCAAAGAAAUAAUGACACUGAAAUCUGAGAAUGAAGCUCUCUCAGGCUCCUUGAAAGAUCUAAACGAAUCUAUGACCAGCCAAAAUCAAAUUAAAGACAAAGAGAUACAAGGAGUAAGAGAGACUCUGGCAGAGAAGCAAGCACUGGUUGUAAAAUUACAACAGGAAGCUCAUAAAGCCCAAGAAGAAGCAUCAAAGGCUCAGACUGAGUCUUCUUCAUCAGUAGAGAAACAAGUAGAGGCAGCAAGACAAGAGAUAAAGAAGAAAGCUGAGGGCAAGCUAGGGACCAUAAAGAAGCAACUGACAGCUCAGUUUGAGAAGACGGAGUCAGAACUUAAGAGGCAGCUACUUGAGAAAGAAAAGAAGUUGGAGUCAAUGACCGCGUCCUUUGAAGACCUGAAGAGAAAGAAUGAGAGCCUGGAGGAGAGGGGACAGGGGCUCUCUGGAAAGGUGAGUUCUCUUCAGUCACAACUAGAGCAGCUGGAGAAGACUCACAGCGAGAGAUUCGUACAAUUGGAGGCGUCUUUGAGAGAGAAAGAGAGCGAGUUGUUUGAGAAAUCCCAAGAGUACUCUGAACUCUCCUCUAGUAAUGAAGAGAUGGAGAAAGAGCUCACGGGAUUAAAGAAAUCACUGGAAGAGAAAGAGAGAGUACUACACGUAAAAGAAACAGAGUCCAAGGAAGGGAAUGAGCAGCUCGCCCUAAAACUGGCAGCCAUUAGAAAUGAGAGAGACGAUCUUCAAAGAGAGCUAAGUGACAGCGAAAAUAGAAGGAGCCAAUCGGAGAAAGAAGCAAGUGAGAGAUUGGAAGAGAAGCUGGCCGAGAUCAAAGGCCUUGAGAAGAAACUCAGACAAAGCGAGCGUAAACUGGUACAAGCUGAUAAGGAAUGGCAGGAGAAGAUGGAAGAGAUCCUCACCAAAGCAAACAAAGAGCACCAGAGACUCACGCAAGAGCUUGAGGUGAAGAACCUUUCUCGUUCAUCGGCAGAAUCAAAUAUGGAGACACAGGUAUUAGAACUAACAACUGACUGCGAGGAACUGAGACAAAGACUGCAAAUAAUGGAAGAAGAGGGGAAUAGGGAGAGAGAGGCAAGCGAGCAUAAGGUCAUUGAAUUGGAGGGUCUUGUCUCUAGCUACCAGUUGAAACUGAAGCAAGAGGUAUCCGCUGUAAAGAAGCAAUGCAAGGAGGAGCUUGAGGCUGCUGUGGUGAAACACAAGACAGAAAUGGAGUCUUUGAAGAGAAGGCAACAGAUGAGUCUUCAAACUGGAUCUGAGGGUGAGAAGGAGGAGUGGUAUCUCAUUGAGAUUGCUGAUUUGAAGCAAUCGCUCGAAGUGGCUAAAACUGAAGCUCAUUCUGCUAGAGAGAGGCUGAUGAAAGAAGAGAAGAAAGUAUUGACAUUAGAAACGCAAUUGAGUCAGCUAACCCCUGAUAAUACAAUAAGAGAGACAGGAGAGAGAGUGAAAGGAGGAGGAGGAGGUAGUGGAGGAGAUAAGGAGUUGGAAUAUUUGGAUAAGAUACAUAAUUUAGAAGAGCAGAUUGAUCAACUGAAUGAAAGUCAGUCAUCAAUGACAAGGUUGGAGGGAAUCGUAAAGGAUUACAAACAGGCUCUGAAGGCCAGCGAAGCAGAAAAGGAAACACUAGCUGCUAAAUUAAUCAAAUAUGAGGGUCGUCCACUGGCAAGUACGCCUGUGUCCUUAUUUUCAUCUCCCACGUCACCAUUGACCACGCCUACAACUCCAUUGAGAUCUCUCCCCUCCAAUUUUCCCGAUACUCCUUCAAAAGAUGUGAAACUGGAGUCUGAACCGCGUGGACCGGAAUUUGAUUUUUUCCGGAAUGUUCUUUUUGAGUACAUGAUGGGUAGACAGAGGCAGCAGUUGGUGAGGGUCAUUGCUGCACUAGCAAGGUUUUCUGACAGACAAAAGAAAGAGCUUUUUUCUAAACGAGAUUUAUAACAAAAAAAACAACUAUUAAAUAAUAAUGUAUAAGAAGUAAUGCAAGUACAAUACCUUUCAUAUGAUCUCAUUGGUAAUAAUUUUUGUACAAUAAUUAUUGUUAUAAUUUUCAUUUAAAUCCUA